AUGACGGUCGAAGUUUCGCAUGGGCGCGGCGGCGCGGGUAACAUUAACCCAGACGACACGAAGUACGUCGACGGUGAAGUGGUGCGCGAAGGCGUCAUUGGUAGCCACAACGACGGAGUCUACAGCGCCGGUCGCGGAGGCGCUGGCAACAUUGCCGAUAGGGGCCAUCCGGCGACGGAGCGCAAGGAUCGCGACUUGAUCCCCGAGGCGGCGAUUCGACAUAGCACCGACACGAGCGACUACCACACGGGACGGGGCGGCGCCGGCAACGAGCAUCACACGGGCGGCAGCGGGCACGCGCAUUAUGACAAUAAUAAGCACAAGGACAAGGGAGGUCACGGAGACGGCGGCGGCGGCGGCACGCAGCAAGCGGCCAAAGACGGUGCGGCGCCAGUAGGCCUGGCGGACAAGCUCAAGCAAAAGUUGUUUGGGGCGUUUAACAAAUGA
Messenger RNA from Beauveria bassiana ARSEF 2860, 447 nucleotides. RefSeq lists its product as uncharacterized. The transcript is spliced from 2 exons. Lineage: Eukaryota; Fungi; Ascomycota; Sordariomycetes; Hypocreales; Cordycipitaceae. The record is from RefSeq and is a predicted model, not a curated record. Bases 1 to 447 code for a protein of 148 amino acids.